AUGGCCGUCGCGGAGGGCGCCACACCCGCGCCGGCCGCGGCGUCCGCCACCCCGUCGGAAGUCGACGCGCUAGUAAUCGGCUCGGGCAUCUCCGGCUCGUCGCUGGCCUUUACGCUGUCGCAGGCCUCGCCCGCCACGUCGCUGCUGCUCACGGAGGCGCGCCCCGUCGUGGGCGGCAACGUCAUCUCGCGCAACGAGCGCGGCUACACGUGGGAGGAGGGCCCCAACACCUUCCAGCCGGCCCCGCACAUCAUCCGCAUGGCCGUCGACCUCGGCCUCAGGGACGACAUCGUCCUGGCUGACCACACCCUGCCCCGCUUCGUGUACUGGGAUCAGCGCCUGUUCGCCCUGCCGCUCUCGCCGAACGACAUCCCCACCUUCCGCCUGCUCUCGCUGCCCGGCGCCAUCCGCGCCGGCCUGGGCGCCGCGGGCUUUGUCAUGCCCCCGCCCAAGGGGAGGGAGGAGAGCAUCAAGGACUUUAUCACCCGCCACUUGGGCGCCGAGGUCUUCCAGAAGAUGAUCGACCCGUUCGUGUCCGGCGUGUACGCGGGCGACCCGAGCAAGCUCAGCAUGUCGGCCGCCUUCAAGAAGAUCUACGCCCUGCAGGAGCUAGGCAUGACGCAGGGCAUUGUGGAGGGCGCCAUCAUUCGCAUCCAGCAGAAGAAGAAGGAGGCCCCGCCGCCGGACCCCGAGCUGCCCACGUGGAAGGGCGGCGCGCUGGGCUCGUUCCGCAAGGGGCUGGGCAUGCUGCCGCAGGCCGUGGCGGAGCGGCUGGGCGACCGCGUCAAGUUGUCGUGGAAGCUGGUGUCGCUGGGCAAGGAGAGCGACGGGCGGUAUCGGGCGACGUACGAGACGCCCGAGGGGACGAAGACGGUGAUUGCGCGGAGCGUGGCGAUCACGGCGCCGGCGAACGCGACGGCUGGGAUCCUGGGGGACCUUGCGCCGGGCAUCAAGGCGAUCGAGGAGAUCAACUACCCGACGGUGUGGUCGAUCACGCUGGCGUACCCGAAGAACGAGUUCCGCGAGCCGCUGAGCGGGUUUGGAAACCUGAUCCCGCGCAGCAUGGGGAUCCGGACGCUCGGGACGAUCUGGUCGAGCUGCCUGUUCCCGGGGCGCGCGCCGGAGGGCAUGGAGCUGCUGCUGUCGUACAUCGGCGGCGCGCAGGACGCCGCGAUUAAGGAGCUGACGGAGGACGAGGUGGUGGCCACGGUGGACGCGGAUAUCAAGAAGAUUUUGAUGAAGGACGGGAGCGAGGUUAAGCCCGUGGUGGUCGGGGCGCGGAAGUGGGAUCGCGCGAUUCCGCAGUAUAAUAUCGGGUACUGGGAUAUCAUGGGCAAGGCUGAGGAGGCGGUCAAGGAGCACCCCGGCAUCUUCUUGGGCGGCAACUAUACGAGCGGCGUCGCGUUCGGGGAUUGCGUGCAAUGGGGCAUUGAUACGGCACCCAAGGUUGCAGAGUAUGUCGCCGCGCAGGCGGCGGUCUAA
Chondrus crispus (carragheen) is the source of this 1482-nucleotide messenger RNA. RefSeq lists its product as hypothetical. The coding region runs from base 1 to 1482 and encodes 493 amino acids. The record is from RefSeq and is a predicted model, not a curated record. Lineage: Eukaryota; Rhodophyta; Florideophyceae; Gigartinales; Gigartinaceae. Gene Ontology annotation, molecular function: protoporphyrinogen oxidase activity, oxygen as acceptor. The transcript has a single exon. Gene Ontology annotation, biological process: porphyrin-containing compound biosynthetic process.